AUGUCGUCUUCUAUGCGCAAUGCCGUUCACCGGCGUAAUCACAGAGAACGUGGUCAACUGGCAGGCCGUGAAAGGCUUGGCUUGCUUGAAAAGAAGAAAGAUUAUUUGCUUCGUGCCAAAGAUUUUCACAGCAAACAACGACGAUUGAAGGCUUUACGAGAAAAGGCUUUGGCACGGAAUCCCGAUGAAUUCUACUUUAAAAUGAUCAACUCUCAAACAAAGGGUGGCGUGCAUAUUCAAAAGCGAAACGAGGCUUUGCCACAUGAAAUGGUGCAGUUGAUGAAGUCACAAGAUAAGAAUUAUAUUAAAAUGCAACGCGAUAUAAGUAAAAAGAAAAUGGAAAAGUUACGGGAUUCUUUGCAUUUCUUGGACGAACAGCUGGAUGAUGAAGAUAUGCUCAAUGUAUACGAAGAAGACGAAGAAGAAGAGGAGACACCUAUGCCACAGAAAAACAACCAUGUUGUCUUUGUAGACUCAGCUGAGCAGGCCAAAUCAUUUGAUCCUGCAAAGCAUUUGGAUACAUUGCCGGAGCUCGUCAAUCGCAAGUUUAACCGACCACGCGUGGAAACAUUAAGAAACAACGAAAUCAUUGCUCCCGAGAAUGCUGCAUCACUUAAAGCAUUAAGGAAAGAAAGAGAGGCCAAGUAUAAAGAAUUCACAUCGCGUGCCAGCCGUGAAGCUGAUCUGCAGCAGGUUGAACGCGAACUCGAGAUCCAACGUGCAAUGCAGGCUAAAGGUGACAAAAAGAAAGUCGGUGUGGAUAAGAACGGUUUGGCAGUCUACAAAUGGAAAGCACGACGUAGCAAGUAG
Zychaea mexicana is the source of this 810-nucleotide messenger RNA. Its product is annotated as small-subunit processome. NCBI's taxonomy places the organism in Eukaryota, Fungi, Mucoromycota, Mucoromycetes, Mucorales, Lichtheimiaceae. The transcript has 6 exons. The record is from RefSeq and is a predicted model, not a curated record. Bases 1 to 810 code for a protein of 269 amino acids. Gene Ontology annotation, cellular component: nucleolus; small-subunit processome. Gene Ontology annotation, biological process: rRNA processing.